UCUGAGCAGACGGACAAUGGGUGAAAGGGAAAGAAUGAACGAUGAUAGAACGGACUCCGUUUUGCCUGAUGACUCUACGGCCCCUGAGGUUGGAGCACCGCAAUCUUCGCCGUCAGAACGUUCCUUUUUUCUAAAAGAAGAGAGUGGAAAGUUCCAGUCUUUUGAGUUCAUCAGGCAGGAAAACGCCAAAAUAUAUCUAUCUACUCCAGUAAGAUCAGGAGCAGGACCAUCAGAUGAAUGCAAUCGUCUUUUCCAAUCAAGUGAAUUUGAGGAUUUAAGCUCAAUUAUUCCCUCCCCCGGUGCAGCGCCUGUCGCUGAGAAUGAGCAAAUCGCCAACGUAUCUGAAGAGCACGGAAACAUAACAGGAGAGGGUCCAAAUCAAAUAGACGACAUUUUACACGCACAAGAUUUGCUGGCCGCAACUCUCUAUCAAAGAAUAGAGGAUAUGAAAUUAAUAAUUCAAAACUAUUUGCAACAAAAGCAAAUUAUACCAGCAGAAAACAAAUAUUUGGGGACAAGUUCCCUGCAUGUUGCGGCUAAAGGUAAUUUCGUCGAAGGAAUAGAUUUGUUUUUAAGCCGUGGUGCCCACAUAGAUAAAACCGACAAAAAUGGUUUCACGCCGCUCCAUGAUGCUGCAAUGCAAAAAUGCACAGACGCGGUCGAGUUUUUGAUCUCCAAAGGGGCCGAUUUGAAGGCAAUCGCAGGGAAGAGUCGGACGACGGCUUUGGAAUUGGUUCUCAGAAAAACUCCAAAAGCCAAAAACGCUAUUAAAAAAAGGCUUGACGCGUCGAUCGCUAUAAAUGAUCGAGUUGAAAAUAGUUCGAAAGUCACAUUAGAUUUUGACCUGAGUCCGUGGGAAAGCAAAAAUGUUACUCUUCUUCAUGUAUUUUCACAAUACAACGUAUUAGACCACCCUGUAAUACAGGUGCUGAUUGAGGAGAACUGGACGCGGGUUCGAGUAUGUUUCUUUAUACGAUUGUUUUUUUGCAUUGCCUUUCUCGUCUCUUUGGUCGCGUAUUGCCUACUACCAAACAAAUACACCGGUUACAUCAUUCUAUUUUUCGCCUGCUGUGAUUUUGUCUGGGAAAUUGGAUCCUUUGUGACUUUCACACGUAGUACAGAUGCAGGCUAUUUUAUGAAAAACUUAUACCAACAUGUAACUUCGUUUGCAAACUAUAUUAGCUGGUUUUGUUAUAUUUCAGCUUUUGUUAUCUGGCUCGGAGAUGACGAUUAUUUAAAAAUUAAACUCGCACCACUCGUUUGUUUGGCUUCCUGGUUCAAAUUGAUUUCGUACAUAGACCACCUUGAAUAUUUCUCCCUUUACAACAGCAUGUAUUACAACGUGAUGAUUUCAUUUGGAAAAGUGUCCAUUGCAUUUUCUUUCUACUUUUUGGGCUUUGUGUUUUGCUUUUGGAAUUAUUUUGGGUCGAAUAAGGUUGAAUUUGAAAAUUUAGCGUUUGCCGCUUUAAAAGUAAUUGGCAUGAUUGCGGGUGAGAUCGAUUAUGGAGGUUUGAUGGCUUCAUCUAACACUGUUAACACUGCAUCUAACAAUACUGCCGAAAGCCCUGAAAAGCAUACAAUGUUCCUUGGAAUCGUCGUUGCCGAACUUUUUCCCAGAGUUUGCGUUGCGAUUUUCGUUGUAUCAGUGCCUAUCGUUUUGAUGAAUUUGCUGACUGGAAUUGUUGUUGGGGAUAUCAAUGAAAUGAGAAACGCUGCUAAUUCAAGCCAAAUCAAGCGUAGAGUAGAUAUCAUCAAGCACAUCUCUGCUUUCAUAUCAAAUCUUCCAUUUAAUUGUUGUGAGCGAGAAAGGCCUGAAAAUGUUGAACGUGAAUAUGAUUUUGAAGAUAGCAGCAUGCCGGAUUAUUUGCACACUGCCUAUGAAAUCGCCAGAAGCAAUAAACACGUUAAUCAAACAAAUUUUCACGCAGAGACCAAUGCCGGAAUGGGGCGAGGCCCACAGGGCGAUAUCAUUGAGGAAGCGCAGCCCAGUUCAGCGGCGCAGUCCACCAUUUCCCAUAAGAUAAAUGUUGAAUUGACGAGCCGCAGCCCAUCGGGGUUGGGCCCGACUGCCCCAGCACCCAAUCUGGCAGAGACUACGGUGUAGCCUAAAAUAAUAUGUAUAAAAAGAAAUAUUCAGUUACUGUUGAAUUCAUUUAAUUUUUUUUUUUAUGUCUUUGUCUACAGAAAUAUACAUACGAAUGUUAUAAGUAAACGUAAAAUUUAAUAAUAGGUAUAAUAUUGUACGUUACGACGGUUGUAUUACUUAAAUUUACUGAAAAAUGUGUUUUUUUUUAUUUAUAUAAAUAUUGCAGAGCAUUCAUCAAACAACCCACAUUUUUAUGACAUUUCUUGGCGAAAAUGGCCUAAAAUAAUUUCCUCAAAGUAAUAAAAUUUCAAGAAAGGAUUCGUUUGUAAUUUUUUCCAAUUAAAAUAAAAUUUGUGUGAGAUUUACUAUAAAAAAAUUGUUUCUUAAGAAAAAAGUAGAUAUCAAUAUGCCUAUUUUUUGUGAUCAUAACUAAUAUGUAUUGAUCUUUAUUGACUUAUAAGGCAUCAACAAGAUGUAAUGACUUAUUGCGACUCGUCUCAUUUGCAACAUAGUGCAAAAAAAAAAAGAAAAAGAGUAAUACACGACAAAAAUAUUACAAAUGCAUUAAAAAUUAAAAAAAAACUUUUUGCUAUGAAAGUUAUGCGAGUGAACAAGUCGCCUCAAACUAGCUUUAAAAAUCUUCUUAGAAAUUAACAAUGUCUGGGCAUUUUGCCGACACGCUCAUAGCCCUUGCCUGAUAAUCAUCAACUUCUCUCUUUUUUUAAUAGUGCGGAUAUUUAAAAUCAAACUUACUGAUUCAGAGAUAAAUUUGAAAUAAAAAAAUAUACAAAAAAAAAAUAAAGGAAGGGGGUCGAACCGAGCGAAGAGCGGCCUCGCAGAACAAAGCGGCUCUGUACUGUUCCAACAUAUAUGCAUGAUAUCAAUAAAUGUGCUUUUCACUUUAUAACCACAAAAAUUUGGUUUUCAUUCAUCAUUCAAAAAUUGUUUUUAUAAAUAGAACUCAACUCGCGUCAAACAACCAACCUAUUUAUGAUGUGUUUAUUUUUUGGCAAGGCUAAAAAGUCUUGGUCUUUAAUUGAGAGGGCCACGUGCGUUUCCCUUUUUAGUGGUUUUUAAACCGCCUCACGCUAUAUUUUUAGCACACAUCCCUUCUGAGCCCGCAGACUCUCACGCAGUGGGGUCGUAAAUGUUGUAAAUAAUUUCUUUUUUAACAGGAGAGUUUGUUUCCUUGAAAGAUACGUCGAUGAAUCCAAACUCUUGAUGACGGCAAACUCCAGUGAAGUAUGUAAAUAAUUUACUUUUCAAUAAAUCUAAAUGCAAAUAGUAAAUAAUGCUUAUUGUCAGUCAAUUAUAGCAUUAUUGGCAUUGUAAUUUGGAGAGGGUCAAAUCAAGCGGUGGACGAGGUUUUUCUGGCGCAGAAAAAAGUGGCGAGAGCUCUUGCGGGUGAGCGGUAUUGGCGCAGUACAGACGUACAGAGCCUCUUUGUUCUGCAAUGCCGCCCGGUUCGACUUUCUUCCGGUUUUUAAAAUAACCUCUUUGAAUCAUGGAGGUUUGUUCUUAAAUAUUCGCAAUAUUAUCAAAAAAUAAGUGCUGUUCAUGAUUAUCUGACAAGGGCUAAAGAGUGAUUUUUGUAUGUUCCUGCUCAAACUUUGUUCAUUUCGAAGCAGAAGUAGCAGAACCCUUUGACCUUUUUCGAUUCGCUUGGAGCCUCGAUACAAGAUUUUUUAAACUAGUUUGAGGCGCUUUGUU
Molecule: messenger RNA, 3796 nt
Organism: Neocloeon triangulifer
Lineage: Eukaryota; Metazoa; Arthropoda; Insecta; Ephemeroptera; Baetidae
Product: transient receptor potential channel pyrexia-like
Exons: 3
Coding region: 17-2104 (695 amino acids)
Molecular function (GO): protein binding
Source: RefSeq, a predicted model, not a curated record